Molecule: messenger RNA, 2037 nt
Organism: Mycena indigotica
Lineage: Eukaryota; Fungi; Basidiomycota; Agaricomycetes; Agaricales; Mycenaceae
Product: CxC2 domain-containing protein
Exons: 8
Coding region: 1-2037 (678 amino acids)
Source: RefSeq, a predicted model, not a curated record
AUGUUCAUCGCGAUUGACGCCUGCUUUCGGUUGAAGAGAAGAACUAUCUCCAACGAGCUCCGUGACCCUGGCCUCGGAACAGGAUGGGCUUAUAUGUUGGAAUGGGCUCCUUAUCGCGAGUAUCUUCUAACAACCACUGAUCAGCAAGAGAUGAGUACUUGUAGUGGUCUUGCCGCGUUGGACCAUGCGAAUACCAAGUUUUCCAGAGGGUAUAGUGUUACCGGCGUCGGGAUGGGAGUUUGUGCCCGCCAUGAGUUUGUCCUACCCAAUGGAGUUGGCGAUUUACAAGCUGGAGAGCGCUACGCCAAUAUGGAUUACAUUUUCGCGUCGCUCAUGCGCCAUAUUUCCCCGAAACUCUUCAAAUUAGUCUCCUACGACAUUGCGUGCCAAUGGAUGAAAAAAUUGGUGGAGCGAUUGGAGCGUCUCCCGCCAAUGAUGCACAUCAAUGGACACCUCAUUAUCUGCCAAAUCAUCUUCUCCCUUUGGCUUCUCCUGGGUUCUGGCAUGACGGACGGCGAGGGUAUCGAACGACCCUGGAGCAUGAUCGGCGGUAUUGCGGCAAGCACUCGGGUUUCGGGUCCGGGCACUCGGUGGGACCAACUAGACGACCACUGGUCGUUUUGGAAUUGGCAGAAGACGCUAGGCCUUGCGACAAUCUUACGACGACGGACAGAUAGAGCCAAACAGGAACUCGAGAAGCAAGAAGAGGAUUUCGAGGCGCUAACCCUGGGGCAUGCCGAACGAGUGCCUGAAUGGAAGCGUCAGGUGGAAGCUUUCGAGGCUGACAAUGCCCAGCCUAGCCCCUACGAGGCCACAGCAAAAGGCCUGACUGAAUCAGACGUCCGGAAGAUGUAUGAAGAGGAAGAAGCGACACAAGAGAAGGCAGGGAUACUGCCCAUUCACGACGUUUCCCCCACCGAAUUUGUGGUCGCGCUGUUAGAUGCCGAAGCUGAUCAGCGUCGAAUUCGCGGUUUAGUGGAGUUGAAAAACUCGCGAGGGUCAAUCGGAGGAGUGAGCAUUCGCCGACAACGGCGUAAAUUGAAUCGGAUGAUCAAGCGUUUGCGGACGCUUCAAGCCACGUAUAUGCCAGCCGCUCUGCAACAUCUGGAAUCCUUGAAGGUGUCGCAAGACACGUACGCUGAGCGUGUACCUCUCCUCUGUCCUUCCGCAAUGGUCGGCAAAGAUUUCGAGAACGGGGGUUGUCGAGCGGGCUUAUUGGAAAUCGAGAAGGACUUCCGGGAUGCUCAAUGCCGUUCUGCGUUGACCUCCCUGCAACUUCAGCUCCACGUCAAGUCGCGACUUCUGACUUACAAAAAGAAUCACGCCCGGGCUCAGGCCACAAAUACGCGUUCUCGAACACUCGUGGACAAGAACGAGCGAAAAAUUCUCUUGCAUUCGGAGAAAUAUCAAGCCAGCUGGAAGGCUUUAGUAGCGAUUUUGGGUGGGGAAGACAAGGUUCACUGGCGCCAACUGCACAAGGCCGACAUCCGUUGUAUGGAGGCGCCCGAAGAUGCGUUAUUGCGGGAGCAGAAGCGGUUGCGGGCUGAGCGAGAGGAAGAGAAGCGGAAGGCAGAGCUGCGUCGGGCUGGACUGCCAGAUCUGCCGCGCUUCGGAUUGAAUGGGCUAAAUCAUAUGCACGAACUUCGAAGAUGGCGGGAGGAAGUUCGUAUUCUUGCCGCAGAAUGGGAACGAAUGCCUUUGUCGUUUGGUGCCGAAGAAGCCAAUUGGGCUAAACGGGGAGCGCAAGUGGAAAUCUCCCGGGUUGGCGCUGCGCAGGCCGAAGGCCUAAUUGCAUAUGCAGCAAGGCAUGCUGACAUGUACCGAAACCUUUCGCGACGGGCAGAACUGGUCCGAACUGAGCCUAAACUGGGGCGUGGUCAGCGACGGGAACGAGGCGUAAACGAGGUGUAUACGACAUGGAGCGGGGGCGACGCCGACGCUGGUAGCGGCCAGCGCGAUGUAGAGGACGGUUUGGUGGAUCCUGAAGAUGCGGAUGAGCACGGGAAUACUAGUGACGAGGAGGAUGAUGAGGAUUGA